AUGUCCAAUCGAGAAUCAAGAGAAGACUCUAAUAAUUCUCGUCCAAAGCAAUUCGAGUUCAUUGUCUUAUCUGGCGAUGACACGGGCAGAGAUCCAGAGACCCGGAGACGAGUCCGCAGCGUCGCUCAAGCCAAUUAUCGCCGUCAGCAUCCCUAUGAGCGGCGUCAGACAGCCGUGGAACUCGACAUAACUCCCUUACUCGAUGGUUCGCUCCAUAACUUCAAUACUUCAUUAAUGCGAAGACUUGCUGGACCAACAACUCUGCUAGAUGCGAGUCGCUCCGAUCCGUUCCAGUCCUUUGGAUUGGGAGGCGAUCGUCGAGCCCAUCGCCUCUGGGAUCACAUGUAUGAUGGCACAUGCCCCAAAUUCAACACGCUAGUUCAAAUCGGCUUCGUGGAUAUCGCUCGAGAGACAAUAGCGCUAUCACAAAUGCUCUCUGCAUCUGCGUGGCAUCUCGUUCAUUGGCUGGGCUGCGAGAGCGAUACAGGAGAAGACGCCCGGUAUUCUAUGAUAUCCACGCAAAAUCUCCAGCAGAGAUUGAAUAGUGUCGCAACUGGUGCGAGUGACGAGGUUGUCAUUGCCGUUCUGACAUCAGCGGCGUAUGCGAAUUUGAUCAAAGAGCCUGGGAUCUUCCAGGUCCAUAUGGAUGGCCUUGCGCGUAUCCUUCACCUCAGAGGCGGCGAGAAUUCAAUCCAAUCGCGCCCUCUGCGACUGGCUAUGUUCUGGAUCGAAGUCAACGGACGCUUUCGACAAGAUGCGGCGCCCCAGUACUCUCUCCCAAAUGAUAUCCUCUUUAGUCAAAGCAAACUAGACUUGACAUUAUUCAAUAUGGCUAAACUCUCGUCCGGCUGUGUAAUACCCACUGUCGAACGAUGUGAUAUCUCCCAGUAUCUUUGCGACCAGUUGAAGCAUCUGAAUGAUAUAGUUGCAGCGGAAAUAUUGACGUAG
Messenger RNA from Trichoderma gamsii, 948 nucleotides. RefSeq lists its product as hypothetical. The transcript is spliced from 4 exons. The coding region runs from base 1 to 948 and encodes 315 amino acids. The record is from RefSeq and is a predicted model, not a curated record. Lineage: Eukaryota; Fungi; Ascomycota; Sordariomycetes; Hypocreales; Hypocreaceae.